UGGCGCUGCCUGUACCUUUUCCGGUUUCGUCUGCCUCUGUCCUUUUUGUACACGUUGGAGGUUCGCGUUUAAUUCCAUGUGUUAAAUAUUGUGUCUUCUUUUCCAUGUCCCUUGGUUUUUAAUGCGUGCUCCCGAACUAUCGUCCUCAAGAUGCGUUCCGUGCUACUGCUUACAGUGCUCGUCUGCGCCGUGCAGAGUGCGUUCGGUGUGGAGUUAACUUUUGAACUGCCUGACAAUGCUAAGCAGUGCUUUCACGAAGACAUCACAGAAGGCACGCAAACAACUUUAGAGUUUCAGGUGGUGACUGGAGGCCACUACGACGUAGACAUGACCCUCGAGGGUCCCGGCAACGUGCAGCUGUACAAGGGGGUCAAGAAACAGUUUGACACCAUCAAGUUGAAGGCGGCCAAGACAGGCGUUUACACGGCCUGCUUCAGCAACGAGUUCUCCACCUUCAGCCACAAGCUAGUCUACAUGAACUUCCAGGUGGGAGAGGAGAAGCCCCUGCCUGGCAUCAACGAGCACUACACCGCCAUGACCAAGAUGGAAUCCUCGUCAGACGCGGCACACAGCAACCUCAACACCAUCGUGGACUACCAGACGCACCACCGGUUGCGGGAAGCCCAAGGACGCAAGCGGGCCGAAGACCUCAACUCGAGGGUGCUCUACUGGUCGGUGGGAGAGACUGUGGCCAUCCUGGUCAUCUUCGUCGGCCAGGUGUUCAUCCUCAAGGGCUUCUUCACGGACAGAAAAACCAUCACCACCACGUGAAGUGCACACCCUCUAGAGGCUCGUGUCGCCUUAGUUGCAGACGGGCGCGGAACAUGGGGGGGCCUCCUACGGUCAUGCAAUCUCGAGAGCUAGCCUACUUUUGUCUUCUGUGGUGUGGCAUUGACGCACCAUAGAAGGCGGUUAGCCAGCUCUGGAGGUUGAGGCAUCCGAAAAAGGCACACCUUGUUCCCCUAUUGUAAGUGACUGCAAGUAGGUGCAUACUGGCUCAUCUGUUUUCGAGUAAAAUGUUGGUUGUUGCCUAGUUGCUGAAACUGUGUUUUUUUUUUUGUUUUCUUUUAAAGGAGCAGCACCUACUUUUUUCUCAUUUCUUUGUCCAGGCAAGUGUAGGGGCAUGACUGCUGACUCCCGUUUGGAAAGGUGUUACUGUCCAUGCUUCGUAGGAAAGCACCAUACUGAGAAAAAGAAGUUCUUCCAAUCACUUGCCACAGAGAUUGGUGCUCACUCAAGACUGCCCUUCUAACAGAAAGAGGCAAUAAUAUCUCAUUGGCAUUUGAGGGCUUUAGUGGUUCUGCCACGGCAGUCAUUCUUUUGCAUCUGUCCUCGUGAGGAUUUUAAUGUAAUUGUGGAGCACAGCAUUUUAUUGUGACCUGUCUCUUCAUGCGUCGAUGCAGGUGAGCACUACUGGCCCGUGUUUGGAUGUCUGGCACUUGAUUGUCGUUAUUGGUCGUACGUGAAAUAAAAUUACUCGGCAGUGUUGCAAA
Molecule: messenger RNA, 1493 nt
Organism: Ixodes scapularis (black-legged tick)
Lineage: Eukaryota; Metazoa; Arthropoda; Arachnida; Ixodida; Ixodidae
Gene: p24-1
Product: transmembrane emp24 domain-containing protein 7
Exons: 3
Coding region: 151-771 (206 amino acids)
Biological process (GO): endoplasmic reticulum to Golgi vesicle-mediated transport; intracellular protein transport; Golgi organization
Cellular component (GO): COPII-coated ER to Golgi transport vesicle; endoplasmic reticulum-Golgi intermediate compartment; endoplasmic reticulum
Source: RefSeq, a predicted model, not a curated record